AAAAAAACAACUAUUUUCUUCCAAAAAGCACACACACACCUGAAUCUUAUCCAAGAUUCUCAUAAUUUCUCAUGGCCCUCACUGGAGCACGGCCGAUCCUAUGUCGCCUCGGCGCCGAUAAGCCGGCGGCGCCCGAGCCCGUGAGGCUGAAGGUGGCGGAGGAUGUCGGCGCCGGGGCGAAGAUCGUGCUGCAGCCAAGGGUCUGCACGCUGCGGACUUAUGGCGGCGAUCGCGGCGGCGUAAUCAAGGCCGCCAGAAAGGAGGUUGAGAUGUCGAGAUUCUUUGAGAUGCUGUCGGAUUAUGUUGAGAGCUCCAAGAAAAGCCAUGAUUUUGAGAUCAUCUCUGGUCGUCUUGCCAUGAUUGUAUUUGCAGCAACAGUUGGCGUGGAGAUUGUGACAGGGAAUUCAGUGUUCAGGAAGAUGGAUUUGGUAGGUAUAGAGGAAGCCGCGGGUGUCUGCGCGGCCGCAGUGGCCAGCGCCGCAGUCUUCGCGUGGUUUUCGAUCAACCGUAACAGAGUGGGGCGGAUCCUUACCAUCGGAUGCAACACCUUCAUUGACUCGCUCAUCGACAACAUUGUCGAUGGCUUGUUUUAUGAUUCCGAUUUCAAUGAUGAAAUGUAGCCGUAUUUAAUUUCAUGCUAUUUCCCUUGGUUUAGGGUAGUCGACGCUCAAAUACAUAUGGUGCAAUACAAAAAUGUAAUAGGAAAAUUGUACUUAUAUGCAUAUACGGAGUACUUGGAAAUAUUACUUUCUACAAGUAAUAUAUGGAGAGAUGUGAGAUUGAUAACGUUGUAAAAAUAGGUAAUGAAAACUACUAUUAUUAAUAUAUAAAUGGUGUGUAAAGUACCGUUUUUAUUUUUUUCA
Molecule: messenger RNA, 863 nt
Organism: Salvia hispanica
Lineage: Eukaryota; Viridiplantae; Streptophyta; Magnoliopsida; Lamiales; Lamiaceae
Gene: SEP2
Product: stress enhanced protein 2
Biological process (GO): cellular response to high light intensity
Source: RefSeq, a predicted model, not a curated record